Messenger RNA from Hippocampus comes (tiger tail seahorse), 1804 nucleotides. RefSeq names its product asialoglycoprotein receptor 1-like. The record is from RefSeq and is a predicted model, not a curated record. The transcript has 5 exons. Lineage: Eukaryota; Metazoa; Chordata; Actinopteri; Syngnathiformes; Syngnathidae. The coding region runs from base 38 to 1231 and encodes 397 amino acids.
GGGAGGGGGGCUUGUUUUGUUUUGUUUUGUUUGCGGUAUGGACAAUCAAACAGAAGAGCCAGAAAAUGUUGAUGAGCAGCAAGUGGAUGAACCGGCAGCCCUGGCUCCAGCGACAGAGGCUGCGCAGGACAGCGUCGAGGAACCCAAGCGUCCGAGUGCCGAGGGCAUGGAAACGAGUGUUGGAGACACCAAGCGUCUCAGCGUGGAGAGCAUUAAAAUGAGUGUCGCAGACCCCAAGCGUCUGAGUGCCGACAGCAUUGAAAUGAGCGUGUUGUACGACGCUCCUGCAAAAGAAGAGGCCUCCAAAUGCAAGGUCACAUCCUGGGUGCCGGGGCGAGGUUUUUGCUGCUUCGUGGGCUUUGCGUUGAUUCUCAUUUGUACCUUGGCUGGCUGGUACAUCAACGAUUCAAAGUUAGACCAGAUGAAGCAACAACUGAAAGCCCGAAAUAUGCUCCUGAACAAACUGGUGAAAAACAUCGAAAGCACGCAACUACAAGUGGACCUUCUCCAGCAGCGGUAUCAGCAGCUCAGGGAAGAAAUGAACGCAAUCGAGACUAAAGUGAACGCAACAUCUGUACUUAACUCAAGCAUGCAGAAGAGGAUGGCUGGACUACAGGUCAACUUUGAACAACUCAAGUCGACCGCGAACUUUUACUCCGGUGCUCUCCGAUCUAUGAAAAUUACUAUUGAGGAGUGUCAGUGGCAGCUUUCGGACGGACUGAAGAUACCCGCCGAUUUGAUGUACACACACUUCUGUGGGGAAAGCAGUCAUCAAACGAGACUCCAGACGUGCUGCAAGGAAGGCUGGGUGAGGCACAAUUUACAUUGCUACGCCUUGUCCACGGAAGAAAACAGAUGGAGCAAUGCCAAACAAGACUGUAAGGAAAAGGGCAGUGAUUUCGUUCAAAUCGACAACGCCCGUGAGCAGAAGUUCCUAACGAACUUUUUACUGCAAAACGUCGGAGAAAACUAUGAAGUAUGGAUUGGCUUGUCGUACCAAGACGGCGGCUACAAGUGGUCCGACGACCGCCCGCUUUCGAACGUCUCAUUUUGGAAGGCAGACAACGGGCGCACGGGUGAGGACGCGCAAGGUUCCUGCGUGGCCAUCAAGCACUCGCCGGGCGACGGGGAGGACAGCUGGGAUCGCAACUGGGACCCCCUCCCCUGCGGCGCCAGGAAACGCUACCUAUGCAGAACUUGCAUCUUUUGCGAAAAGGAGAACAAGCAGUAAAGUUCCCAGGGAACCUCGCCACCCUUCUUUUGCUUUUCAUGCUCGUUGAAUGAUGUCAAGAAGAUCGAGCAGAGAGGCCCGUGGAGUCCCUCGAUUGGGAAAGGUGCAACUAACUGUUUGUGCCAAACAGGCCGAAAUCCAGUUAGUUAUUUCAUGUGUUCAUUUCUCGCCGUGCUCUGGCAUUCCAAUGCUUGCAAUCCCGAGUUCAGAAAAAAAGAAAACGUGAAUCGAUUCAACAGUUUAGAUUGAAUCACGGUGGCAGCAAGGCGGAACUUCAUCAUCUGCGCCGCACAAUCACAUUGAUCAAACUCUUCCCCUUGACGCAGGGUGGCCCGAGGCAAACGUCGGCCAUGGCUUAGCUUCGCCCCUGCCCGGAGAUGACAGCUGUGCCCGCGACUUUGUGCGCUGAGGCAACCCGAUUUUGCAACUAUGCAGUGUGUUUGACGUUGCUUUUGAAUUCAAAUGAUGACAGAAAGUUUGGUUGGCUGCAAGUGCGCAACUCAAGUUAUGCUUAAAUUUUAGAAAUGCAAGACCUUAGCAGACAUUGACUAUUUUAUUUGAAAGCUUCAUCCA